UCUGGGAAGAGCAGUGACUAUUGUGUUGGUUGUGUCGAUGGUGCUUUGUAGUGGGCUUAAUGAGAAAAACCUGCAACGUGACGUGGACUUCACUCGAUGCCGUAUGUCUCGUUGUUUGCCCUCUGUUCUCACAGAGAGAACCAUUUUAACACGUUCGCUAUAUUUAUCCUCAUGCAAAUUGUUUCGAGGGGGAACUCUGCAGGCAGCGUGCGAUGCUCGAUUGAACAUUGUGUGACGCACUGCACAAAAUCUAAUCUCUUUAUGAUGAAAUAAGGAUGCAGACUCAAUUUCAGGAAACUGUAAAAACAGCAGGCUUACUUUGAUAUUUAAUGAUCUCGUUUAGCUACCAUCCAGUUCUAAAUGAUGUAAGCGAAUAAAAAGACACCUGGCCACGCAUCCCAUUGAGUCACAGUGUUUUGCAAAAACAUUCAUCCUCCUUCAACUGUGUUCGCAUUUCAAGGAGGUUGCAGAAUAUUACAUUGUAUCCUUGUCUUCUGUGACCUGCCCUACAGAGAGUGGUGCAAAUUUGUGAGGUGGAAGGAACUGACACGUUUGUUUUGUUUUAACGAACAUAAAGGUGAUUUCUGUGUUGUACAUUUCUCUUCAGGUACUACCAAGUCAACACUUUGAGCCCAAUUGCAGCAACUACAUCUGUAAAUCUGUUGGUGUAGCUUUGCACAUCUAGAGCCUGACAUUUGGGCCUAUUUGGCGUUCCAGAAUUUCUCUCAAAAUGUUCGCAGAUUUGGCUGAGCUCGGUUAGGUUGAAUAGAGACAAUCAGUGAAUGUCACCUUUCAAGAAUUUUCAGAGAUGGUACAGGUUGCAGGUGAGAGUAUCACUGUACUGGAGGGAGAUACCACCAUCUUACCCUGCAAGCUGACAAAGACGCUAACGGCAUCUGAGAACCUGGAACAGAUUUCAUGGCAGAGAAAGACGAAAGAAAAACUGCGAACGGACAAUUUCUUUACCAUCACAAAGAAUGAGGCUCGUCUUGUUAACGGACCUGAUAGGAGAUUUAGCUAUAUCGGGUCAUUUGCUGAACAUAAUGGGACUCUCCAGCUAUCUAACGUAAAUGUGUUGGACACUGGAACCUACACUUGUAUCUUUUCCAUUUUCCCUUCAGGAUAUCCUCAAACAAUUGUAGAGCUAACUGUCCGUGUACCCCUACGAACAAGUGUAAGUAGUACCGAACCCACUCUUGGAAGCAAAGAGGUUCCUCUGUUGACCUGCACCGCUGCUGGAUUCAAUCCACCGGCCAAAGUUUCCUGGGAAAUUGAUAGUCUAAAAGACAAAGUGACAUGGACGAACAACUCAACUCUCCAAAACAACAAUACGACCACCACAGUCAGCACAUUGUUGGGAAAGCCCACCAAAGAGAUCAAUGGAAGUAAGGUCCAAUGUGUCAUCACUUCCGUGGAACGAAAUGAAUCCUUACCUUUCGAAGUACAGAUCUACUAUCCACCUCUGAAUGUGAACAUCAAAAAGCAAUCAGAGGACCUGGUUUUUACUUGUGAGGCUGAAGGCAACCCAAGGCCAACACUUAUCUGGAGCAGAUUAGGCAAAACUCUGCCUCCAUCAGUCUCAACUUCUUCAUCUCAGGAGGCAACGCUGACAUUUAAGAAGAAAUCCUCAGACUUGGAAGGCGUCUAUCUGUGUGAGGCAACUAACAUAUACGGAAAGACUCAAAGUUUCCUCUUCGUGGAUUUCUCAGAAACAAGCUCCAUUACUGGUUGGAUUUGUUUUAUUAUUCUUUUUCUGAUUUCGGCGGUCGGCUUUGCUGCGCUUCUGCACAAACAUGGAUAUUUUAAACAUCUGAGGUUUCUAAGGACUGACAGAAAUGAAGUACCAACAUCCUCACCAGGCGAAACAGAAGAGGCUCCACUUUAACCAGAGGGGAAGAGCUGAGACCCAAGAAGUCCAAGAAGCUACUCGAUCUUUGACAAAGAUUGAAACUACAGGACGCUGGGUUGCUGGCUCAGUUCCUCCUCUUGCUUUCUCUGUCGUGUCCAUUAGCAAAACACUCCACCCACCUUACUUGCAGGUUUUGGUCAGAGGGUGCACGAAAGCUUUGCUUCUAUCUGAGGUUUUAUUCAAUAUCUUGUGCCACAUCACUUCCUGCUUCUUCAACAGCAGGAAGUGAUAUCGACUCUUAGCCAAGAAUAUUGUUGUCAAAGUAACCGUGAAUGUCAAGAAACAAAAAAGACCGAUAUUUAAGAUCAAUUAAACUUUAUUUAUGCAUUUUCUCCCUAACACUUCCUAUCCCAGGCAAAACCGAAAUGAUCCUUUUUCUGUCCAUCCCCUCUGCGUCAAGCACGCUCUAUAACACUGAGGCAUUAAGACUCCAUUCUGCAGCUGUCGACUGAGAAACCCAAACUUGCUCCUUAAAAUACGGAUGCAGCCAGUCGUUGGUCUCCAAUCAACAGUAACAUUGAUAACUGAAGGAUGUGGUUUUAACUGUGAAGGAUGUCGUUUAUGUAGAAAGUAAGUCAGCGAACCAGCGAUGCAUUAGGUAUAUAGUUUUCCACUAACAUAUUUAUUUUUAGCAGUUAGCAUUAACUUCAUUUUUAGUGAAAACAUGAGAAUUUGCAGUGAAUAAUUUGACUUAGUUUUCCAACACUACAAACUUAUUUUAGUAUUUCCCCCACCAGCAUUUGGCUUCCUUUUUGGUUACUUUUCUUCCCACUGCUGUUGUGCAACUGUAUGUUUCAUUUCAAAAUAAGAAUGAUUAAGCAUUUCAAGUGAUAUUUUUAUAUUUGAAAACAGUUAUACAUUUACGAGAGAAACCCCAUUUCUCAUCUUUAGAACUGAUCUAAGUUUUUUGUAGAGAAAUACAGUGGAAUAACCUUUUACUCACUUUUUUUUACCACAUUUUGGAAUAUUUCUUUGCUUAGAGAAAUAUCCAAAGGAAAGAUGUUGGAUUUUAAUCUGACAUAUUUUGAUGUUAAUCUGUCAGUUGUCAGAUUUUCUGACAUUUACCUCAAAAACAACAUUUUUGAGGUAAAUGUUUUCUCAUUAAAUGUAUAUGAUGUAAGAAAAGGGUGUAAGUAGGAUCCCUCUAUAUUGCGGCAACAAUGUCUCAAAACACUGCAUCUUUAGUGAACUCAAUUUACACUUUUUAAUUAUUAUUAUGAUCAUUAUUAUUAUAGAGGCAUACACACUUGUUGAAACACCAGUGAGCAUGAAAUGUAACUUCAAAAUUCUUCUGUGCCCUCAAAAUUUUUGAUUUUUCUUUUUCGAAAACAAAAAGCAAUGAUAAUAAUAACCCUUCUCAUGCUUAAACCUGUUCAAAACUUAGGCUUCUUUGGUGGAAAUCAGCUCACAUCUCACACCAGCGCCAUUUCAGAGCUUAAUUUUCCUGUCAUUAUGUCAUUAUUUUGUUAAUUUUUAGAUGCAUACCUGGAGUCACAGAAAAAGGAAACCAUCGAUUAGCAAAUAUGAAGUGGACAACUGAAGGAUUUUUGAACCAGAACUUUGUUUUUAAAUGUUUACAACUUUAUGCAAAAAAAAAUCCUCAGUUCCAUAUGAGGAAAAUAAAUCCUCCAGCAUGUUCAAGCUACUGCUGUGGUUAAAAAAAAAAAAAAAAAAAAAAACUCUGCCAUGUUAACAAGGCAAACGUUUGAGAGGCAUUUUAUGCAUAGGAUGCAGUAAAUAUGCAUGCUGUGUUGUAAACAGCGCAAUUAAAGCCUCUACUUACUUUAAAAUGUUAAAUAUAAACCUUUAACUAGUCCAACCUAUAAAAAUCCAAAAUCAAGUAGAUUAUUACUUUAGUUGUUGGGUUUUACUUGAGUUGAAAUGGGUGAAAGACUUGUGUCACUCACCCAAUCACCUGAAAAGCCUUUUUAAAUUUUUAAAUCUUUGCGGAGACAUUACGUUUUUGAAAGCUGAGAUGGACGCAACUCUUUCAGUGACUGAAAAACACAAACAAUGACGAAGCUAUGCUCCCUUGUACGGAUGUCUUCAAAACCAAGUGUUUGUUACAUUAAUAGUUUAGUUUGAGACUGCAAACGAAGUUUCAUACUUAGUCAACAUCACCUCCUGCAGGCUUUGUUGAUGUUAGUUACGCUGAGGAAGUGCAAGUUCCAUAUUUUAAAUGUUUUUUAUGUUUAAUGCUUAAGUUGUAUGAUUUUGUUUUUUUUCUUCCCAGAAUGUCAACGAUUCAGCAUUAUUUAAUUUCUGAAGGUAACGAGUGUUAUUGUGUUAGUUUACAUAAUUAUUAAUUCUGUUGGGUCAUUGGAAAAGUGUCCUUGUUUAAAUGAAGCUUUCAAGAACCCAGACUUUCAAAGUGUUUUUAUCUGUUCUCCAGAGUUUUGUUUCGUCAGAAUUUGUCUGCCUUUAUUGUUUACUUAAUCAUCUGACCAUUUUCAAAAGAAAUAUUUUGUUGUGUUCUGUUAAUUUCUUUUUUUAAAGUAAUUAACAGAUGAAUCACAGUUUGAUGGAGGGACUCUAAUUUAUCUGGGGUUUUUUUUAAGCUUCCUGUUUAAAUGCUUCCUACUAGAAAACACUAGAUUUAAAAAAAAAAUGUUGAUCAAGAGCCAAAGUGGAGAGGUUGAACCUAGAAAAUUAACAAAUAAUGUUUAUUUCUGAUGGAGCCAUCUACUUGUAUGCAGAAACAACAUCACAACAUUAAGCCGAUUCACCAUUUUGCUUUUAAAGUGAACUGGGAUUUAAAACUCAUAUUUGUACAACAAAAAAUUUAUGAGAGAGAUUUCAUCCUUAUCUCUCUCAGAAAUCCAAAACCGUGACAAAAAAACCUUAUUUGCCUCCUUUUUAUCUGAUGCUGCAUUUAUUUGCAAACACUGUUUGUGAUAAGAAGUCAGUGUCGCUCUUAACACUGUCAAACUCGCUCGUUAUUCUCAUAAAGUUUGAAACUACAGAAACUAAAAAUAGUAUUUAGUGACACCAAGUCAAACUUCUGAUCUGUUUAAAGCACACGAGCAGAAAGACAACACUGCAGUGUGAAAAUGUACCAAAGCUGUUCCGGUUUUCAUAAAUGUUGCUGAUGUCAGCAAUGGCCUCCAGGUCAACCAGCAUGCUGGUAAACCAUGACACCCUUUACACUCCGCACAGAAUUGUGCAAAGUAUUUGGACUUGUCCUCUAAUAAAUAAAACAACAGAUGUUAAAUUCUCACAUAGCUUUAGCAAUACACUGAACGAGUGUGUGCUUUUACACCUGCAAUGAAAAAAUCGAAAGUGAUACCAAGAUUGUGCCAGUACAACUGUGCAGCAGAUCUAACAUAGAGCGCUUUUCAAAUUAUAUUAAUGGUGUUGCUGUAUAAGACAUGCAGUUGCUUUCGAAAAACUAGAUGUAAUCGACAGUUCUUUCUCUUAUAUAUAUAUUUGUCACAUUUUCAAAAUACAACAUACAACAAUAAAUCAUACACAAGAGUAUAAAUACAUAUCAUAGAUUUUGUUUUGUUCUAAUACUGGCACAACAAUAUUAGAGGAGUUCAGGGCAUGACCAGAACAGGGCCAUCCUGACUUACAUUUAUCAUGUUUUGAAGAUAUUGAGGAGAACAUUGUGUACAAUGUCAUUUUAGAAUAGUGGAGUUUAUGACACACUUUGGACUAAAUUAACUGGUGCUUUACAUUAAUAGAGCAAGACUGAAUCCUCCCAGUCUGCAAACCCUUUGUGCUGUAUGGGAGUUUGUUAAAGUUAGAGUGAAUUCACUCAGCAAAGAUGUCAACAAAGCUUGAAAAUAUUUUUGAUUCUGAAGAGUCCAACAGAAGUUUGCCUUUCUUCUUGUCUUCCGGAAGAGAUUUUAAAUUUGGGAUUUUAGCAUAAUUUCUAAUUUACAAAUAUCUAAAAAAAAAAUUGCAUCCGGAAGCAAGAAGCAAUGCCUUAACAUUGCAAAUGAAGCAAACUUUGACAAGUUUUGUUUGUUUUUUUUACUAAAUUGAUACUAAAUCUGUAUUUUUGUACAGUCUGGUGUUCAUUGAUGUAGCUUUAGAAGUGUAUGUGUACAACAUUUGCUUAUGCUUACAAUUAUUUAGGUCAUUCUUACUUUUUGCAUAACAACUCUGCAUUUAAUCUUGAAAACUGAACUAUUAGGGCUGUCUGUAGUUACACACUGAAGUUAUUUCUAUGCUGCAACAAUUGGAAAAUGUACCAUCUCUGUGGCAAAUCAGCUUUAUUUUGGUACAUUCUCGAUAUUAUAAACUGCUGAACUUACUGUAUAUGAAGCAUUUGUAUUUUUCUACCCAAGCACAAGAGGUCAAUUUUCUGUCUAAGCUAAACCAUAAAGGAGAAGGAGUUUUAAAAACAAUGCUCCGAUACCAACUGCUGAAAGUAAAACAGCAAAACUGUUACCUCAAAACCACAUGUAAAACUCCCAAAUUAUUUGCAGGUCAGAAAAUGAUUUCCUGGAACAAGGUGGCUGCUUAUAAAUCUGUGACAAUGAUGAAAUUUCUGUCAAAAGAUGAUCAGCUUUUUCUUGGAGUGUAAACAUCACGCUUAAAGUUAUUAUUAUUAUUAUUACAGCUAACUGAUUGUACUUAAAAGGGACCAAAUUGUGUGAUUUCCAUGUCUUAUUUCAUAAAUGUGUGUCAUAUGUGUGGAAAAGACAUUUACACUUACUGUGUUUAAAACUUGGUGUUGUUUUUCUGUACUUCAUUAGAUUCUAGGUUCAUAGUUUCUGCUCAGCCUCAUGUCCAUCCACCAUUGGGAGUCUAAAAUUUAUUUUCUCUGCUUUCUUUCUGUUUUGUUCUGACAUUUUUCUGUUUUAACAUGUCUACCUAUAUGUUAAACAUUUGCUGUUUUUUGCUUUUUUUAAUCCUGUUUUAUUAAGCACAGCAAGGGUUGCUCUUAAGAAAUAAAUCACUCCAUUGUUCAUAUUUUUUUUAUUUUCUAUUUAUUAGCUGCUACAAAAACAAUAAUUUUUAGCUGUACAAUUUUCAUUCUGCUCCAUCUUUUAUUUUGUUUCACAAGUUUGCAUGUACAUAUUUUUUUGCUUGACUUAUUUUCUGCUUUAGCUGUAGCUUUAUACAACUGAAAUUUGUGAUUGUUGUAGGAACUUUUAACUUCCUUUUUUAAUUAAAAGUAGACCUAAAAACAGA
This is a messenger RNA of Poeciliopsis prolifica (blackstripe livebearer), 7051 nucleotides long. Its product is annotated as nectin-1-like. The record is from RefSeq and is a predicted model, not a curated record. The transcript is spliced from 8 exons. Lineage: Eukaryota; Metazoa; Chordata; Actinopteri; Cyprinodontiformes; Poeciliidae. The coding region runs from base 809 to 1885 and encodes 358 amino acids. Gene Ontology annotation, cellular component: adherens junction. Gene Ontology annotation, biological process: homophilic cell-cell adhesion; heterophilic cell-cell adhesion.